AUGGCAGGAGGUAAUGCGAAACGAACCCGCCUCAGCCCAGAAGAGUUAUGGAGACCCCUAAAUCCCGGAUUCCUGAAAGUUAACAUCGAUGGAGCGUUUCAACCGGGCGGUACUGAAGGGACUAUGGCCUGCAUUUGUCGUGAUCACAAUGGGAAGUUCAUCGAUGGGCUUACCAGAAGUUUUGUAGCUUCGUCUACCCUGCAAGCGGAAUUUCAAGCGCUCACGAUCACCCUACGCUACCUGCUGGAGAAGAACAAGGGGACUGAUCUGCUUGAACUCGAAUCAAAUUCAAAAACCCUGAUCGACUUGGUGACAGGCUUACUCGAUUCACCAUGGGAGGUUAGAUCACUCUGUGCUGAAGCUGUUGCUCUUCUACGCGACUUUUGCAAUUUGCAAAUUAGGUUUUGUCGAAGAGGGGCGAACUUUGGGGCGGAUUGGGCUGCAAAGGCCCAUAAAACCGGUACUCUUCCCCUUAGCUGGCCCACCUCGCCUCCUACUGCUUUAUUAGAUAUCCUUUAUGCGGAUGCUUUGGCUGCCAAUUGUAAUAUUAACUCUUCCUGA
Molecule: messenger RNA, 561 nt
Organism: Eucalyptus grandis
Lineage: Eukaryota; Viridiplantae; Streptophyta; Magnoliopsida; Myrtales; Myrtaceae
Exons: 1
Coding region: 1-561 (186 amino acids)
Molecular function (GO): nucleic acid binding; RNA-DNA hybrid ribonuclease activity
Source: RefSeq, a predicted model, not a curated record